GGCUGGCGGGCGCGUGGUCUGGCUGGGCGGGAUGAGCGGGGCCGGGGCGGCCAGCUCCGUGCGCGGACUGCGGGUGGACGGGCUGCCCCCGCUGCCCAAGAGCCUCAGCGGGCUGCUACACUCGGCGUCGGGGGGCGGUGCGUCGGGGGGCUGGCGGCACCUGGAGCGGCUCUACGCGCAGAAGUCUCGGAUCCAGGACGAGCUGAGCCGAAGUGGAGCUGGCGGCGGUGGGGCGCGGGCAACGGUGCUGCCCGCCAAGCCCCCCAACCUGGACGCCGCGCUGGCCCUGCUGCGUAAAGAGAUGGUCGGCCUCCGACAGCUGGACAUGUCCUUGCUCUGCCAGCUGUACAGCCUCUACGAGUCCAUCCAGGAGUACAAGGGAGCGUGCCAGGCAGCGUGCAGCCCGGAUGGCACUUAUGCUCUGGAGAACGGCUUCUUCGAGGAGGAGGAGGAGUAUUUCCAGGAGCAGGACCACCUCCAAGACAGCAGGGAGCGAGGCCCCCCGAGGGACUUGCCUCUGCCCGUGUCCCCAAUCCCCAGCAGAGACUGGGUUCUGGGGUCCCUCUAGAGGACCCAGGAGGGGCGUGUGCUGCUCCUCAGCCGUGGGCAGCCCCGGCCUGUGGACCAGCGCUGCCAGUUCAGUCUGCAGGUGGGAUCUGCGUGGACACUGGGCAGCCAGUUUCUGCUUAGGUGAUCUAGAGGCGCUCAGUAACCUCACAUCCUGGCCCACGGCACGCAGCCAGGGGUUUACCCCUAAAAGCAUCACCUGAAUGGUCCCUGAAGAAAACCCUCAAGGAUGUUUUGUGCAAAAUGAGACAACUUGCGUGUAGCGGUGACUUUCUUCCAGAUUGGGUUCGCCUCCAGUUUGCAGUGUAUUAGAGCUGAUACUCCCCUGCUCCCUUCCUCGGUACGUUCUGCAGCCUUUCUUGCUGUCUCCUGAGCUUGGAAGCCUCUUGGUUGAGCCUUGUUUCUUUGUACGCUGCGUUACUCAUUGUCCAGGUGACUCAGUACAAGCUUUGUACUGAAAUAGUGAACAUUUUAGGUCACAUCCAUCGAGAGGACUGCAUCUCCUAACCUGUCAAAAGAAUCUGUAUCAUCCUUCCUCCAUCAGGUGGAGGAGGAAGGAAGAGAGUACAGAGAAAAACUGGGGCAAGUUAAUGUUUUGUAUCCUUCACUGUAAGGUGGUGAAUGUUUUUGUUUAAAGAUUGCGAAUGUACACUAGCUGUUAGAAAGCAAACUCUUCCACUCAAAACAGUGGUCACCUUAAGCCUUACUAUAUUUAUUAAAGUCUUUUAUGAACGUUU
This is a messenger RNA of Phacochoerus africanus (Common warthog), 1304 nucleotides long. RefSeq names its product family with sequence similarity 89 member A (gene FAM89A). The record is from RefSeq and is a predicted model, not a curated record. The transcript is spliced from 2 exons. Bases 32 to 568 code for a protein of 178 amino acids. NCBI's taxonomy places the organism in Eukaryota, Metazoa, Chordata, Mammalia, Artiodactyla, Suidae.